AGUCAAAUGAAGAAGAAAGAACCAAGAAGAAAAUCUCAGGCAGUUCAGAACUUAGUGCCACAACCCUCUGCAUCUGAGAAUCCUCCACCAGCCUAUACACAAACUGAAACAGCUAUUCCAGCUGCUCCUCAAUUUGCUAUGAAACAACCAAUUAGGAAAUCUCCCAGGUUGACUCAGACUGAACCGGCUUUAAAUGAUCAUGGGAGUCAAAUACACAAAGAAUGCAAUUUGGUGGCAGAGGAAGGACUAGAAGUGGCAGAGGUCACACCAUUGGCACUUAAGAAAGUGCAGCCAGUUAGUUCAAUGAAU
This is a messenger RNA of Striga asiatica, 309 nucleotides long. Lineage: Eukaryota; Viridiplantae; Streptophyta; Magnoliopsida; Lamiales; Orobanchaceae. The record is from the annotation of a GenBank genome assembly.